Molecule: messenger RNA, 1452 nt
Organism: Rhizopus microsporus ATCC 52813
Lineage: Eukaryota; Fungi; Mucoromycota; Mucoromycetes; Mucorales; Rhizopodaceae
Product: general substrate transporter
Exons: 3
Coding region: 1-1452 (483 amino acids)
Biological process (GO): monosaccharide transmembrane transport
Cellular component (GO): membrane
Molecular function (GO): hexose transmembrane transporter activity
Source: RefSeq, a predicted model, not a curated record
AUGUCUGUUUUCUUAUAUAAAUCAUCAAAAAAAGGUGUGCCGAAUAUGCCUGAAAAGGUGAUUAUGGGUAUUAUCAAUGAAGACGGUACAGGUGCUUGUCUGCCAGGCACUUCAUCUUCUGGCUCAUUGCCCGGAUGUUUACCAAUGUCCUUCAAUACAUGGGGUUAUACCAUUGGUGCCUUUGCCAUUGGCGGAUUUUUUGGUAGUCUUGCCAGCAAAUACAUGAACGUCUGGUUCGGCCGACGAGAUAAUAUCAUGAUAUCCUGUCUCUGGAUGGUCGUUGGUGGCCUAUUAUCAGCAUGCUCUACUAAUAUUGGCAUGUAUUCUGUUGGCCGUGCGUUUGUCGGUAUUGCCUCUGGCAUGUGUGGUUCUUCAGUAGCUAUCUAUGUCUCAGAAAUUUCCACAAAAAAGAGUCGAGGAGCCCUUGGUUCCCUCUUUGAACUGUUUUUAAACCUUGGUAUCUUACUUACACAAGUCUGUGGCCGAUAUAUGUCUACUGCACCUACCUGGCGCUUUCUCUGGGCAAUUCCUUCUUUCAUAGCUGCUAUUCAAUUCGCCAUUAUGUAUUUCUUCACAGUUGAAUGCCCUCGUCGUCUUUGUGCUAACAAGGAGUAUGAAAAGGCAUGCUCUGCGCUUCAAAAACUGCGUGCAGGUGCUGAUGUUGAAGAAGAAUUUUCCCUAAUACUUGCUGCUCGUCAGCGAGAGAUUGAGUCUGCAAAGAAGCAAAUGUCUAUAUGGGAUAUUAUAUCCUGUAAAGACAGACAUAUCUCAUGGAAUACAGUCAUUGUGAUGGUCAUUCAAGCCUUCAACCAGAUUGGCGGUAUUGGUCCCAUGUCUGUUUACUCUGUCGGCUUCUUUACACAAAUCUUUGGUGAUGCAACCUUGGCUACCAACAUAUCUCUUGCUGAUGCCUCUGUUAAUAUUCUUGCUACGUUUAUUGCUGUAGUAUUUAUGCACCGCGUUGGCCGCAAGGGAUUUAUGCUCAUAUCUACUGGCGGUACCUGUAUUGCUUCUCUCAUGAUGGUCUUGGGAUCAACGCUCAAAGACAAGUCUGGUCAUCAAGGCAUUGGUGGCCUUGCUAUUGCUGCUGCUAUUCUCUUUACAGGAUCCUACAGUAUGGGAUGUGGUGUCAUCCCCUGGCUCAUUGCUCCUGAAUUGUUACCUAUGCAUGCCUUGGCAGCUGGUUCUGCCCUUGGUAAUUCCUCCAACUGGCUAUUUAACUUUGUGGUCAAUACUGUAUGGCCACAUAUGAGCACUGGUCUUGGCACAUACAGUUUUAUCGUGUUUGUCGUUAUUAACUUUUGUGGCUUUGUCUUUAUUGCGUUUUUCAUGCCAGAGACAACCGGUAAAGACAUUGAUGAUCACAAGAAAGCUGACGUAGUUGACGUUGAACAAAAUGCCUCUGUUUCGAGUCAAGAUAGCGCUGAUUGUAAGCCUAAGCAUCAUCCUUAA